This is a messenger RNA of Caenorhabditis elegans, 450 nucleotides long. RefSeq lists its product as uncharacterized. The record is from RefSeq and is marked reviewed. Lineage: Eukaryota; Metazoa; Nematoda; Chromadorea; Rhabditida; Rhabditidae. The transcript has a single exon. The coding region runs from base 1 to 450 and encodes 149 amino acids.
AUGUCCUUCUCAUCCUGCUUUCCAACUGUCUCUGGCUUCAACCUUGGAACCUUCUCAAGCUCCAACCCUCCAGCUCUCGAAGAGCAACUUCUCCAAAAAUCCAAGUUUGUGGAGCGAAAUGCACCUAACGUAUCAGCUGCGGAGCUUAAUUUCCUCAACGGAAACUUCGGAACCAUCUCAGCAUCUGCUCAAUUGGAGGUACUUGACCACAAAAUCAAAAUCUGGAAGAAGCUGGAGCACAUCGCCAUUGCAGAGCUCAAUCUCGCAAACUUAAAUCUUAUCAAUGAAGUGAGAGCCAACACAGGAAGAGGCUUCGAAGGGCUCACUGUAUUAAUGAAGCAGCAAGUGGCUCUAGCGGAAAAAAGCCUGCAGAUUGUGGAGCAAAACUUGCUCGUUGCAGUUAUCGACAGACAACUCGUGGAGCUCACGAUGAAGAUGCAAAUGCUUUAA